CCACAUCUUUUUUCGUAUCCUGACAAGCUUCUUCAGGUACUAUGACGGUGGCAGCAGCAGUAAGAUGGGCCAUAUCAAAAAGAGCUCUCUUGAAGCAUUUAUUUCCAAUCCAAAAUGGAGCUUUAUCUCAUGUUUGCUGUAAAUCUACGUAUUCUUCUCUUCCAGAUGACUAUAAUUGCAAAGUAGAGCUUGCUUUGACAUCUGAUGGCAGGACAAUAGUAUGCUACCACCCUUCUGUGGACAUUCCAUAUGAACACACAAGACCUAUGCCUCAACCAGAUCUUGUCCAUAAUAUUGAAGAAACACAUGAUCAAGUGCUGAAAACCAGAUUAGAAGAAAAUGAAAGUGAAUUCCUUGAGCAAGGACCCAUGAUAGAACAACUUAGCAAAAUGUUCUUCACAACGAAGCAUCGUUGGUAUCCUCGCGGGCAGUAUCACAGACGUUGUAUGAAACUGAAUCCUCCAAAAGACAGAUGAUAUUGAGAUUCAUGGGAGAAUCGAAGAGAAAUGUUAUCCUGUGCUUAGUUUGCCACUGGAAG
Octodon degus (degu) is the source of this 538-nucleotide messenger RNA. RefSeq names its product 39S ribosomal protein L42, mitochondrial-like. The coding region runs from base 42 to 476 and encodes 144 amino acids. The transcript has a single exon. NCBI's taxonomy places the organism in Eukaryota, Metazoa, Chordata, Mammalia, Rodentia, Octodontidae. Gene Ontology annotation, cellular component: mitochondrial large ribosomal subunit. The record is from RefSeq and is a predicted model, not a curated record.